UAACAUCACCAUUAUUCUGGCUGGAGCAAUUGUGCUUAUCAUUGGUUUUGGUAUUUCAGGGAAACACUCCAUUACAGUCACUACUUUCACCUCAGCCGGAAACAUCGGAGAGGAUGGAAUCCUGAGCUGCACUUUUGAACCUGAUAUCAAAUUUAAUGAUAUUGUGAUACAGUGGCUGAAGGAAGGCAUCAUGGGCUUGGUCCAUGAGUUCAAAGCAGGCAGAGAUGACCUCUCACACCAGCACGAAAUGUUCAGAGGCCGGACAUCUGUGUUUGCAGAUCAAGUGAUAGUUGGCAAUGCCUCUCUGAGGCUGAAAAAUGUGCAACUCACAGAUGCUGGCACCUACCAGUGUUACAUCAUCACUUCCAAAGGCAAGGGUAAUGCUAAUCUUGAGUAUAAAACUGGAGCCUUCAGCAUGCCAGAGAUCAAUGUGGACUAUAAUGACAGUUCAGAGAGCUUGCGUUGUGAGGCUCCCCGAUGGUUCCCCCAGCCCACAGUGGCAUGGGCAUCCCAAGUUGACCAUGGAGCCAACUUCUCAGAAGUCUCCAACACCAGCUUUGAGCUGAACUCUGAGAAUGUGACUAUGAAGGUUGUGUCCGUGCUCUACAAUGUCACCAUCAACAACACAUACUCUUGUAUGAUUGAAAACAACAUUGCCAAAGCCACGGGGGAUAUCAAAGUGACAGACUCUGAGAUCAAAAGGCGGAGUCAACUACAGCUGCUGAACUCAAAGGCUUCCAUGGGUGUUUCUUUUUUCUUUGCCGUCUGCUGGACACUCCUGCCUAUCUCCACUUACCUGAUGCUAAAAUAAUGUGCCUUGGCCACACAAACAUGUGCAAAGUUAUUGGUACAACAGGAAUCUACAAAAUUAUUUUGCCACAAGAUAUGACCUAGUUUUACAGUUCUGGUGGGAAAUGAAUUCAUGUCUAGAAGUCUGGAGUCAACAAACAAG
Castor canadensis (American beaver) is the source of this 952-nucleotide messenger RNA. The record is from RefSeq and is a predicted model, not a curated record. NCBI's taxonomy places the organism in Eukaryota, Metazoa, Chordata, Mammalia, Rodentia, Castoridae.